GGUGUUUGCCUGCAAGCAGUUAGCUGGACAUCAGAUUUGACUUGAUGAUGCCUUUUUAAGCUAGACAAUGUCGUUAGAAACUUCAGAUAAAGCGGAUCUUGACAAGCGUAAUCAAAAAAUGGAGAGUGAUGUUGAACUCACAGAGAAGAGUGAAUCACAGAGCCAAAACGUUAGUGACAGCCCUGCACCUUCUGUUUGUUGUUUCUCGGAUCUGUACUUCCCCAGGAGGUACAUUGUGACAAUCUUGGCAACUCUCGGAAUGGUUGUUGUGUAUUGCAUGAGAACAAAUGUUGGUAUAACCAUGAUAACUAUUUUGGAUGAGGAAGCUCAUAUGAAAGUCGGAACACAACAAGCUAAAUGGAAUCUACCUACUGUAGAAUGGAACACAAGAAUGGCUGAACUUCUCCACAGCUUGUUUUAUAUCGGGUUCUUCCUGUCUCAGUUACCCUCGGGAUACCUCACCACAAAGUGGCCUUGUAACAAAACAUAUGGUGCCUGUAUUUUAUUUUCUGCCUGUCUUAAUGUUCUACUUCCGGUCAGUAUUGAACAUUUGGGGUACACAAUUAGCUGUGUCAUCAGAUUCCUCCAGGGAGUCGGGGAGGGCUUUCUUUAUCCGGCAGUCUAUGGCGUACUACGUCACUGGACGACAACCAAUGAUAGGGGGCGUCUUGUGGCAGCUGUUCUGACAGGAACAUAUACCGGUGCCAUCGUAGGAUUCCCCAUAAGUGGAAUAAUAACUCACUACAUUUCAUGGGAAUACGUCUACUAUGUGUCGAGCGGUAUGUGUAUUCUUUGGUAUUUUGCUUGGCUAUGUUUUGUCUUUGAGAAACCAUCACAUGACACGUCAAUAAGCCAGUCGGAAUUCGAAUAUAUAAUUAAAAACCAAGGGAAAUAUAAUAUAGAAUACGAGAAUUUAAAAGUACCAUACCGACAGAUUUUGACGUCAUUACCCGUAGUGUCUUUAAGUUUGUGCCACUUUGCCAGAAAUUGGGUCAUUAUUUUACUUCUGACCAAUGAACCAUAUUAUCUCAGUAUGUUUGGUUUCAGCGUUGCCGAGAAUGGUGUAUAUUCCUCAAUCCCGCACGUGCUUUUGGUUUUAUGCACGUUUACCAGCGGUUACAUUGCGGACUUUCUACAGCUGAAUCCGAAGUAUUCCACCACCUUUAUUCGGAAACUGCUUACAGGGAUAGGCUUUAUAGCACAAGCCGGCUGCUUUUUCGUGUUGACCUUCCUACAAACAGGGGCACCUGUUCUUGUUGUUCUAUCCUUAGCCAUGGGCUUCUUUGGUCUUUCCGUCUCAGGGUGGCAGGUAAACUAUUACGACCUUUCCAGUCGCUAUGCCAACAUUAUAGUGAGUGUGUCAUCAUCUUUCGCUGCAUUGGCGGGAGUUAUCACUCCGCUUGUUGCCGGAGAAUUUUUAUCUUCAAACAGUUUGAGGGGAUGGAACUUGACUUUUUAUGUAACAGGAGCAAUAGUACUAUUUGCUGCCUUGGUAUUCUUAGUUUUCGGUUCAGGUGAGGAGCAGCCUUGGGCAAAUCCGCCAGAUGGUAUUGUGCUAAUACAGAAAGUUGAUCCGCUUGCUCGAAAGCCAUAUACAAUAGAAAGUAAUCAUAAAGUGCCAAGUAAAGAAGAGCCUUCACAUAAAGAAAAUGUAUUUUUGGACCCCACACCAGAGCAAAUUAACAAGGUCGUCAACAGGAUGUCAACAGCGGCCAAAAAAGAUUGAUAAACUAUUUCUUCUUUCAUUCAAAAUGGUAUGAGAUAAUGAUUUGAUGUCCUUCAUUAUUUGCCUUCCGUUGAUCUCAUAAAGAGUGUAUUAUGACGUUACCAUUAUGACGUAACUUACCCUUUCAUUGACUUUGUCUAUGACGUCAUCUAUAUCAUUAGCAACAUAGAGUCUGUCAUGGGAUAGAUUCAGUAAUGUCUCUGUCCAAUCUCCCGAGAGAAAAGAAAAUAGAUGAUGAAAGUAAUUACCCUUGUCAAGGAUGUGAGCCUCCCACAAAUACACCAAGGUCGGAAGCAACCAUGAAGCCAAAGAACUCGAGAAAACGAAAGGAGAUAAAUACAGACUUGGAAGAUGAAACUGAUUCAAAUGAUGAAAUUGAUGAACAAAGAAAUACUGCUAUAAAAUCUUGCUCUUUGGAGAAAAAUUGUUCAGCGCCAAAAAAUUCUUUGCAGUCCUUGGAAAAUGUGGAACUUCAUAUUAAGGAAUUCGAUGGUCUGGAGGGGGAUUACAACGACUAUAGGCCUACGAAUGCGUUAGAAGAAACUUCAGAAAAUCAAAUUAAAUGUACAAAACAGUACAAACAAAAUCGAGAAGAAAUAAAACACAAACAAGGCCAUACUAAAAUCGCUACUGCUCCCAAUGUAUGUGUUCUACAGAAAAUCGCUUCAUUCAAAGAUGAAGAAAAUGUUGUACCAAAAGUAUCGAAACAGAGAAUGAAGAAAAAGGGAAAAGAUUCACUUCACCCACUAAACAUGAAGAUAAAAAUGAAAAAGUUACCCAUCAAAGAAUUAGGAAUCCUUAAACAAGAUGAGGAAGCAAUUUUUGGUGGAAUAUUUCGAUUGCAUGUAUGUAAUAAACAAGAGGGAAAACGGCUUGAAAAAAUAAAGAAGAAAAAGAAAUGUAAAGUACAUAAAAAUCCGCUCAACAACGCCACGGAUGACGAUGUGCCAGAGGAGUGGUUUGGUAAAAAAGUGUGGAACACACUUUGUCAUUAUCCCCAGCUUGGCUCACACGCCAGGGAGGAGUAUUAUCGCCGAAUAAUCAGGUGGAGGAAAGGCUUUGCAUCAGAUGGUAACAAUGAUGAAUGUAUUCUGUGUGACAUUCAACAAGUCACACCUAAACCUUUAUUCAAGGAUAUUGAUACGUUGAAUUACAGCCAUGAUUUCUAUGAUAGAUUUUCUCGGCAAUCUCGGUAUAAGACUUCGUCCUCUACGCCACUCCCGGAGGAAGAAUUGGGCCUUAAAUACAGGUCUCCUUCCCCCGUUCCGCCAACCUCUUCUUUAGGAUCCACCCCUACUUCUCCACUCCCUAGAUUGUAUUCUAAUAUUGUGUCACCUUGUAAAAUAACAAACUCGUCUCCACAGGAAAUGUUAAAGACGAAAUCAUUGAUAAAUUAUGUGUCCCCAAAACACACUCCUGACAGUGAGUAUACGGAGAGUAGAGCCACCAAUCUCCAGACGUUCUAUGUUCCAAGGUCAAAGUUUAUUCACCAAAAAUGUACCCCGAAUAUUCCACCUGUUCGAUGGGCCCCGGAGAGAGAUCCAAGUAGAAUUGACUUUCUCUAUCGGCGAAACGCCUUCAAAGCUUGCUUAGCAAAGAAGGAGACGGCUUUUUCGAAUAGAGUUAAGAUUCCCCCAAUUCAGAAAUUUGCGGUUAAAGACCUUGGUGUGACGUAUUUCCUGCCAGACUGCAAUCAGAAUCUUGCUGAACGUCACGUGAGCAUACCGAAGUGUUACACGUACAGUCCCAGGUUUCCUUGGAAACCAAAGAAGACAGUUUCCGUCCCCGGCUGGAUUCCACCCAUUCAUAGAGGGCAAACUCAGCAGAUAUCUCUCAGCUAAUGUCACUUAUUUGGGGCAGUAUUAUCAUGGUUUAAAAUCAUUUACUUCAUAUGAAUUUAAAAUAACCAAAAAGAAAAUGCACAUUAAAAAACAAAAACAAAAUACAAAACAAGUUUAAGACUUUCAGCAUUAUUAUCACAUGUCCGACCAAGCACCACCCUGUCCAUGAUUAUUUUAUAAUGAUUGGAAGCAUUCUUCAAAUUGUUUUAGCGCAUCCAAAUCUAACUGUAUUACAUGCUGAAUAUUCAAUGAUUUAUAAACUGUAUGCUUCAUGAAAAUAUUUUAUUUGACAUAAAAAUGAAUUGUG
Saccostrea echinata is the source of this 3874-nucleotide messenger RNA. Its product is annotated as vesicular glutamate transporter 2-like. The record is from RefSeq and is a predicted model, not a curated record. NCBI's taxonomy places the organism in Eukaryota, Metazoa, Mollusca, Bivalvia, Ostreida, Ostreidae. The transcript has 12 exons. The coding region runs from base 68 to 1726 and encodes 552 amino acids. Gene Ontology annotation, biological process: transmembrane transport; monoatomic anion transport. Gene Ontology annotation, molecular function: transmembrane transporter activity.